AUGGAUUUGGAAGAAUCCCCACUGUCUGGUGUCGAACUCUACAAUGCGCGUAGGGCUCGCUGGCUCACUCCUCCGGCCACGCCACCAACACCAGCCGAACCAACUCCCUCAUCAACGUCCAGGAGACGACUCGAACAGGUUCUCAAUGCUCCCGAUGCCUUAACCAACGACGAUGUCUGGUAUGGCAACAUCGAGAAGAUAUGGAAAGGCCUUAGUGCUGGGGGCCGACUUAAGAGAAGACUACCAAUGCAGCUUGUGGUCAAGAUUGUUCAUGCUGCUUGGCUGAGAGAUAACACUUGGCCGGCCGGUGCUAUCGUCCAAGAGGACGACGAAUUAGACCCUCCUCCAGCCCCGGUAUUGGCACCCACGUCAGCCCCGUCGUCAGGUAUAUCGACGCCAUGGACACAAGUUGAGGAGGGUUAG
Messenger RNA from Mycena indigotica, 423 nucleotides. RefSeq lists its product as uncharacterized. Bases 1 to 423 code for a protein of 140 amino acids. The transcript is spliced from 2 exons. The record is from RefSeq and is a predicted model, not a curated record. Lineage: Eukaryota; Fungi; Basidiomycota; Agaricomycetes; Agaricales; Mycenaceae.